AUGGUGUUGCCCGUUGAAUUCGAGCCGCCGACCAUGUACUCCACCCAGCCCAACACAAGGGCUGAAUUUGAACGGCUUGUCAGAGCCCAUCACCAAGCCAAUCUGUUGGGGAAAGAUGGGAGAAUAUAUGACAAAGCCGUUGUGAUUUUACAAGAUGCAACUUCCACACGAGUAGCCGUAGCGGCGACCCGGCGGAACACUGCACCGUGGAAUACCACGCUGGGGGAGGUGUGA
Molecule: messenger RNA, 234 nt
Organism: Penicillium alfredii
Lineage: Eukaryota; Fungi; Ascomycota; Eurotiomycetes; Eurotiales; Aspergillaceae
Exons: 2
Coding region: 1-234 (77 amino acids)
Source: RefSeq, a predicted model, not a curated record